AUAUCACCCAAUCAUAAUAUGUAUAUUAGCAGGUCUUGGCCAGAAUUUGGCGGGAGGACAUGUUUUGUGACAGUACGGUACACGGUUAGUGAUGGAUAAGAUACGAGCAUCAGCAUUAAUUUGAUAGCAAGACAGCGAAAAGACCAGCAGAAGACAAAAUAACAGAAGACAGCAGCAGGUAAAGAUAAAGAGUGUGACAGUGCACCAUAAAGACAAGAAGUCAGUCUAUAUGGUGGCAGACUCAGCAGGGAAGAUGUCUAUGACUCUGUGUGGUGUUUUCUGUGUUACUGUGUUGCUGAAGAGGACAAGCAACACACACACUAACCAGCCCCCUUAACACAGCUAAUUGGUCUCUAGCAGCCAUGCUAGAUACACAUAUAUAUAUAUCUUCUUCUGCCUCUUCUUCAGCAUCUUCUGGAAAUACCAUGACACUGUCAACCUUCUUCAGCACACUCAAACCAAGAUGGAAGUCAACAUUCUUCCAGUUAUUGAGCUUGAUUCGGACUCCGAGAGUAUCAGCAGCAGCAACUCCACGAUAGAUGCAAACGGAUAUUCCUCGCCAGCGUCCUCUAUAUCGCCAUCUCCAGGGUUUCGAGGGGAUGACUUUAUGUCGGAUGCUGAUUUUGAGGCAUAUGUGCAUUCCCUAUCAGGCAAUGAUGAAUCGCCGAGUCCUACACCACGGAGAGCUAACGGAAGAACUAUUCCGGCCCAGAGGGUACUACCUCCAAGAAUACGCCUCAAUGAGAUUAGACAUCAGGGGCGGACAUAUAGACCCGGGAAAUUCAUUGAACUCCAAGAUGGAACGUUUAUUCGAGUCAAUCGGAUCUUGCAGUCAUCGGACGAGACUAUUGUUUCUGGGCCCAAAUUCGAACGACUGGAAAGCAUGGGAAGUCGAAUGCCCGGCAGACCCAAUGAACUUUGUUGGAUUGUUGAUCAGGGCGACUAUAACAGCAGCAGACACAGCAAUGCCUCCGAGUACCGGCCCUACUGCGGAGAGGUAGAAGUUACACUCUCUGCGAUCCGCCGGUUGCGCAUCAUCAGAUUAACGAAUAAACCGUAUAGCCAUUCUGUAGAUGAGAACAGAGAUGAUGGGUUCCUUUAUUGCCGGAUGAAAUAUACCCGGAUAUGGAAGAGACGGCCGUCGGAGUCUGGCCGUAGUACUGCCGAUAUUGUGGAAGAGAUAAUCACCUUUCUCUCACCCGAGGAUUGCCAGGCUUCCCUUUCGCUCUCCCGUGAAGAACUCAGAAACAACUGGCGUGGCACUGUGCUGCACAAGCGACGAUACACCUUUGGGGAUGGUUUCUGCGGUGCCGGCGGCGUAUCAAGAGGCGCACAACAAGCUGGCCUCAAGCUUUCGUGGGCAUUUGAUAAAUCAGAAUCAGCCAUUAACAGCUACAGAGCAAACUUCCCUUCCUGCCUCACGAAGCAUAGUGAGGUAGCUCAGUUUCUAACCAGUUUACCCAGGGAGAUACUGGUAGAUGUGAUGCAUGUUUCUCCGCCUUGUCAGCCCUUCUCCCCAGCAAAAACUAUAGCCGCGGCGCACGACGAAGCCAAUGAAGCAUGUCUAUUCAGCAUAUACCGAUUGAUAGAGCUGUGUAAGCCCCGUGUGGCAACGAUGGAGCAAACUAGUGGUCUGAAGCAACGCCAUCCUGUCUGGCUAGAUGCUAUUAUUCACUCCCUGAUAGAGCUCGGUUACAGUGUGAGAUGGCGACUCGUCAAUUGCAAGGACUACGGUGUGCCACAGUCAAGGUGCAGAUUGAUACUCAUAGCUGCUGGUCCCGGAGAAGAAUUGCCACCUUUCCCCCAGCCUACACAUGGAGAUGAGCCAGGAAAACUGCCUCUUUUUACGAUUCUUGAUGCUAUCAGUGGUAUACCCAGCACGGCACCGGACCAUGACCUAGAACGAGCAGAGAGACCCUUUGAGCGACGACCUUAUGACCCACGCACACUAGCAAGGACGCUGACAUGUUCGGGAGGAGACAACUUUCAUCCGUCGGGGACAAGAACAUUUACCCUACGCGAGGCAGCUUCACUGCAGACGUUCCCGUUGAACCAUACCUUCUGUGCUCCUGGUGUGAUGAAACAAAUCGGCAACGCGGUGCCUCCUGUCCUUGCCCGAGCUGUCUUUGAUGAGGUCGUCAAAUCGCUUAGGAACACUGACUGUCCCGCGACCGGGCCCGUCAAUGCGCCCAUUACCAUCGACUGA
Trichophyton rubrum CBS 118892 is the source of this 2206-nucleotide messenger RNA. RefSeq lists its product as uncharacterized. NCBI's taxonomy places the organism in Eukaryota, Fungi, Ascomycota, Eurotiomycetes, Onygenales, Arthrodermataceae. The coding region runs from base 464 to 2206 and encodes 580 amino acids. The record is from RefSeq and is a predicted model, not a curated record. Gene Ontology annotation, molecular function: methyltransferase activity. The transcript has a single exon. Gene Ontology annotation, cellular component: nucleus.